GACCUUGAAGCAGAAGGCAAACUCAGCAAAGAUGGCGGCCAUUGACUUGGACUGGGAAGAAGUUCGAGACCAGUUACGAACAUGGCGAGAGGACAACACGCGACACAGUGAAGAGGUCGUAGACAUGUGGGAGUACUGCCUGAGACAUUAUAAACACAAACUAGGAGAUGAACGUUGGAUGGUGGAGGAACAGGUUGUUAUAGCUGGCUUGGAUUGUUACCGUCUAGAUGUAGCAGAGCCCAGUUUAGUGUCUCUAAGCGAACAAUUUACGGGAUCUUUAAGAGUGCGCAAACUGAAAGCCAUGAGGUUGGAAGCUCUUGAGAGAUUUGAUGAGGCUAUCGAUGUGUAUGACAGCAUUAUUCGCCUGGACGAAACAAAUUCAACAGCAAGGAAGCGGAAAGUUGCUGUAUUACGGGGUCAAGGAAGGAUUGCUGAUGCUAUCAAAGAGCUCACUGAAUAUCUUAAAAUUUUCAUGUCUGAUGGUGAGGCAUGGCAGGAGUUGUGUGAUCUGUACUUAAAGGAAGGUGACUAUGCUAAAGCUGCCUUCUGUAUGGAAGAAUUAAUACUGACAAAUCCUCACAAUCACCUCUUCUAUACCAGAUAUGCAGAAAUCAAGUACACACAGGGAAACCUCGAUAAUAUGGAAAUUGCUCGAAGCUAUUUCUGUCAGGCAGCCAAGCUGAACCCAGGCAAUGUGCGAGCCCUUUAUGGCCUCUUCCUAAGCUGUACCCAAGUCUCAUCAUCAUCAAAAUGCAGUGCACAGAAGAAGAAAGAGACUCAGCAGCUAGCUGCAUGGGCUCUCAAGGAAAUAGCUGAUAGGUACUCAAAAUGCAGAACUAAGGCAAUGGAUGGAUCAAAAAUACUGGAAACUUUUGGAGCUUUGAGCUUAACAGAUAAAGCAUGAUAGUUGUCCUUAGUCAGAAUCAUAUAUAUCUUGUUCUUUUGUAUUGUAAUAAAUUUUGAAAUGAAAUAUAAUGUUGUGUAUUACCUAGAACAAUUUUUGUCCCAUUUUAUACUUCCUUAUUCACAGAAUGGAAAACUGCUAUUUUCUGUGUUUGAGAGUUGUUGUGUUUUAUGGCCACAACAAAUGCAUUCCUUUGUAUAACAGAACUGUGCAUUCUUAUAGGUUUAGGGUCAUAGAAAAUUUAUACAAUUUAUAAGGAAAUACCACAUUGACAUAACUACCUGAUUAUUACCAAAAGAAAGUGCCAUUUUUUUUUUAAUUAUUUUAUUGAGCAUUUAUCUUUUUGGAUGUCAGUUAUGUCUGGAGUCAUUUGUAUGUGAUCUGUUUGUGGUGUUUGAUGUAGUAGCAUAACAAUGUUAACCAACAGCUGGUCUUUCUUUAACAAUGAUAAAAUACCUGUACAUUAUAAGCUUAUAUUAAUAUAUGCAGACAAUUAGAAGAAAGAUUAGACAUUGAACUUAAUUUUUCAAGACAUUCCAAAUUGCAGUUCCCAAUCAUGUGGAUUGGUAUUAUUGUAUUAUUAAAAUUUAUAGGUGUAGAACCGUUUCUCCGAAGCGAUCCAAAAACCGGCUGUGAUCUGGAACAUAUUGCUGUAUUUAAAAUGAGCGCCAAAAGUAAUUCCUGGGCCGAGAGGGAAUAUUUCUAACCAUUCCCCAUCUGUGAGCUAUAUUUUAUGUUAUGGUUAUUUUUCAACUUCAUAUUUCGGGUAGACACUAAAUUAUUUUUUUUUACCCGGUUAUAUGCACACAAUCCUACACACGGAAAGUGAAAAAAAAAUAUUAUGAGGUAUAAAGAUUUAUGUAGUUAUGGAUUUCCACUGUGAAGCCGUGUGGAGAUCAUAGGGUCUACUGGGAAUCGCUUUUGCUGAGGCAAGUAUUGGGUGAUUGUGACGCAGUAUACAUUAACUUGUAUAAUUUUUGCUCUUUUUAUGCUCAUUAUUACUGUACUAUUUAUAUGCUUUCGUUAUUGCUGUUUAUAUGCCUACAAUUUUAAGUUAUAAUGUUUCAAGUAUGCUGGAUAAAUGGUCCCAUACCUGUAUGUGAAUACUAGGCCAAACUUAGAUUAGGAAAACAAUUCUUCAUGAGUAAGUACAGCACAUGCAAUACAAAGUACAGUACUGUACCUGUAUAUACUGUACAGUGAGUCAUAUGUUAUGUCCAAUGGAGCUUUUAUGCUGUUAAUGUUAUGUUUUACCUGAGAUAAUUAACUCCAUGUGGCAUAAACUGUUGGAAAAAUGGAACCAUGCAAUGAUUUAGCUGUGGCUUCUAAUUCCAGCAGCGUAUAGGAGCACAAGUUUCACUUUUUCUGGGGGAUUAUACCUCUUGGGAUCAGCCACAUCUAGUAAUUAUCUAAAAGUAAACAUAAAAAUUCCUACUGGAUAUGCAUAAAAAUUCCUACUGGAUAUGCUUAUGACUUGCCAUAUAUAUAUAUAAACUUAUUCAUGAAAGGAUUAGAUAUAUUCUCAUUAUUAUGUGGGUUUAACGAUUUCUAUACAGUAUAAUAUGUUUUGACAAAGUUGGCUGUUCUUGGAAUAUUGCAUUUAUAUCCUACUACAUCUAAGAAUCAUGUGAUAAAAGACACACUGUAGUACAUUUGAUUUGGCACUUACUGAAAAGAUAAGAAUCAGACACCAAGGCAUUACAUUUUUAGAAGCCCUAAGCCAUUGUGUUUUAACCUCUCUAUGAGCAAGUGUCUUAUUGCUUUAAUUCUUAACCUCUAUGUUGUCAUCUACUGCAAACAGAAUCUCUCAAUAUCUUUUUGUUACCAUAAACAUGCUCAUCUACCUAAGUUACUAUUAAUUACUCACUUCUCUCUCCUUUAGUCACUUCAUAUUACUGUAAUUAUUUAGUUUAACUUGUGACUAAAAUAUUCAAGGCGUUUAAAUUCCUACUGAAGUAUGUUUACUUCAAAAAACAGCAAAGAUGCUGUACAGUAACUUGCAAGUUCUGAUAUCCACAACUUUAUUUAUUCCAAGGAAAAAUUAUCUACCUUAUACACAGCUUCUCAGUUGACACCAUACUCCAUUGAACCUCUGUGACAUCUUCCAAGCUUCCAUUGUAAUAAAAGUUAGCAUUUAUUGUACAGGUUGUGUUAUAACUUGAGUUAAUGAUAGCUGUAUCAAUGUAGCUUUGUUGUAUAUCUAUAACUUAUCAGGAAAAUCUGUACAUAAAUUUUACUGGGAUUGCUUAUUAAUUCUGUUUAGAAAACUAGUCAUUAAUUUUUUUACAGGAAAAAUUAACAGUUUUCAAAUGGAUUAUGAAUGAUAGUGCAAACACUAUUUUUAUCAUAGAUGAAAAAGUAUAUUUGAAUAUAAAUUUAUGUGUAUGGCAAUAACUAAAUAGCCUUUCAAAGGCAUUUGUAAUACCUUUUGGAUUGAAGCCUUUUUUUAUAAUAAUGAUAAUGAACACCUAAUUGCUAAUAAUACACUGGACUAUGUGGACCAGUCAGUUGUCAAUGGAUUAAUUGAAUAGAUCAGUUGUUAGUAAGAUAAUAUACAGUUCCCCAAAUUUAGUCUCCUGUGAGGCCUAUCUUCAUGUUGGAGUUUUGUAUUAAAUAUAUACAUCCAUA
Messenger RNA from Homarus americanus (American lobster), 3532 nucleotides. Its product is annotated as ER membrane protein complex subunit 2-like. Gene Ontology annotation, molecular function: protein binding. Gene Ontology annotation, cellular component: EMC complex. The transcript is spliced from 8 exons. The record is from RefSeq and is a predicted model, not a curated record. Gene Ontology annotation, biological process: protein folding in endoplasmic reticulum. Bases 32 to 904 code for a protein of 290 amino acids. Lineage: Eukaryota; Metazoa; Arthropoda; Malacostraca; Decapoda; Nephropidae.